Amoebophrya sp. A25 is the source of this 4498-nucleotide messenger RNA. The record is from the annotation of a GenBank genome assembly. NCBI's taxonomy places the organism in Eukaryota, Dinophyceae, Syndiniales, Amoebophryaceae.
AUUGAUUUUGUGCUAGCAGAGAUAGAGAUACAGAUUUGAGACGCAAAAUGGUCAAAAAAAAGAAAUUAGCUUACCUCUGUCCUGAGCGAGCAAGAAGCGUCUGUCCAAUGAGUGUCGCGUGCCUGCCAAAACUUUAAUUGACUGAGUGAAGCGGCCGGUGCGGGCGCAAGCGGUGAUCUGUCAAAAAAUAUUGUGCUCUCUCCCCACACCAUCACAGGUUUUCCUUGAUUUUUUGCCCCUAGUGGCAUCAUUUCUGACUAUAUCUCCAUACAUCAUCUGGUUUGGAGUUUUUGUUAUCGCAAAUCAGCAUUUUUUGCUUACAGUCUGCUCAUUGUAUCUUUAUCCAAAAAACGUAGUUGUUGAAACGCAGUCUUCUUUUGCACAAAAUAUCGAAAAAGUAGUUGGUGGCAAAAGGGCAUCUUCAAGUGAAAACAUAUUUCUGAAGGUCGAUUCAUCUUUUUUUUUUUUAGCAAGAAGAAAAAAUGGAUAAGAUAUUGCCUUUCACCGAGGCGAAGGAGUGUACUCCGGCUCAGUUGGUGGUUGUUACUGGGAUUUACGGUGCUGUCCUCUUUCAGGCCGCAGGCCUCAUCGGAGAUGGGUAUUUCAAUCUUGCGGGUUGUGUCUCGUUACGAUCGUUGGUGUAUUUCUAGCUAUGUUGUAUGUCUGCAAUUUAUCCGCAGAUAUGCACCAUGCAUAAGGGCUACGGUUAUUUCUCAAAUAAAGCCCACUGACUUUACAAUCUACUUAGGCUAUCCUUCUCAGCCUUUUCUUCAAUUUUUAUUGUUGUCGCACUCAGGUCUGAGUUGUUGCUCUUGGUUCCGGCAUACGCUGAUUUGGUCGGCAGCGUCGUCUUGCCGGUUCUCGGUGCGGUCCCAGAUGGUAUGAUGGUGCUCUUCAGUGGUCUCGGUCCUCGAGACGUCGCACAGGACCAGCUCUCAGUCGGCGUCGGCGCCUUGGCUGGUAAUUACAAUCAUAGACGAAUCAAUCGACUUGCAACCUGUCGUGCUGAUUACGUCGUAGUUACAUUAUGUUGUUCUGGGAGCUUGUCUUUCUGUUUUCAUUGUCUGCUUCCCUCUGAAGGCUUUGCAUUAUGCCUAUCUGAUUUUUCGAAUCAAUAAUGCCACCUUCGUUCCAAUGCUACCUUCAUUUUUUCAUGUACCUUCGUUCCUCGUCAAACGUCACUAGGUUCCACGAUCAUGCUUCUGACGAUUGCGUGGUACGCUGGUGCCAUGGGUGGUCGCGUGAGUAUCGUGAAGGGACAACCGAAGUACACAUCACCCAAGUUGGACCCACCGGAGGAUAUGGAUCUCAUGAAAACCGGUUUCAAAGUCGGACCCAAAAUCAAAAAGAACUCAGUGGUAAAAAAUUAGUAUUUGGAAAUGUUUUUGGUUAUUAUGUUGAUGAUAUCCAGUCGUGUUAAUUUUGAAAUGAAGCGAAAUGGAUCUGCUGCGUGGUUUCAUGAGGAGUUUUCUUUUGUUUUCGCCGAGAAGGAUAACCAAGUUGAAAACAUAAUAAUCCACUUACUCCACUUCUCAGAUUAUGAUGAUCACGUGCCUUUUGUACUUCUUCGUGCAAAUUCCGGCGAUGAUGGUGCCAAGCGACGAGGAGCUCGAGAAGGAAGCAAAGAAGACCGGCAAGUCCGUGUUUGAUCUGAAAGCUGAGGCGGUGAAUGGUCCGGCUGCCUUGGGACUCAUCGGCUGCGUCAUCUGCUUUUUCGCGUAUCUGUGGCUCCAAACUCAGAAGGAUGAAGCCAACGAGCAAGUUGCACAGAAACAACUGGUACUGUUUUAUACACGAAUUCUGAUACAGAUAGAUUAUAUUUACAACAAUACCUCCCUUGGCGUUGCAUCUGUAGCUUAUGGCUUAUCCGAAUCCUAUUCUAACAACCAACGCACGCGCCAUGGUGCUGACAUAUUCCCAGUGCAAAUGACACUAAAAACGAUCUGCAAUACGACUUCAUGACCAGGCCGACUGCCGCUACGAGUCUAUUAAGAGUGGCGUGGUGACCUUGCGAGGUGCGAUGGAGGCAGCGCUAUUGCCGAAGGCCGACGCAUCUUCGAAGGGUGUCAACGAGUCUUCUCUCCUUGACAUCUCGGAGAAAGACAAGUCAGAUAUGAAAGCGGUUUUGAAGCCGUUUUUCCAGUACUACGACGUGGACAAGUCUGGCACCAUCAACAGGAACGAAUUCGGUACUUUCAUAUAUACAUGUUGAAUUAUGUACAUCUACCUCGAUGAAAGCAGACCUCCUCACAAUGGCAUCUUUUUCAUGAGAACGAGCUCGUCCAAGUUUUUAUAAGAUCAGGACACCGCUUCUAAUCUUCCAACACCACUGAUCAUUCUUCUUUUGUUAUCGAUUUGCAGGCAAAGUGUUGACGGAUCUGCGCGAGUACAUGGACGAGGAGAGCGAAGCGCGGCUCUUCCGAGCAGCUGAUGUGGAUGACAGUGGACAAAUUGACUUCUCAGAAUUCGUUGUGCUGAUGAUCAAAUAUAUUAGAGCCGGGGAAUUGCAAGGAUCCUCCUCGCAGACCAUCAAGCGAAUCGGAACACCACAGGAAACAGGCAGCGAAGGAGAGUCCGAAGACGAGGAAGAAGAAGUGCCGGAAGAUCUUCGAACACUCUCGCCAGAAGAACAGUAAUAUUUUUUUUGAACUGCGCCGCACGUCUAUGGUUCACUGAGGCUUUCUUUCGAUUAAGCUUGCUCACUUUUUGUCUCUCUUUAGAUAGGUGCUAUUCUAAGAACCUGCUAGCUUCUACUACGUACUUGAUGUUUUAUUCCAACAAUUAUAUAUAAUCAUUCACUCCUCGCCCCUCGCUCCAGGCAACGCGCCUUGCAGGUCCGCGCAGCAUGGAUGAUGGGCGUGGGGACGAUCUUGGUUCUUAUUUUCUCGGAUCCGGCUGUCGAUGUCUUGAACGAGAUCGGGAAGCGAACGGGGAUUCCUUCUUUUUACAUUUCUUUCAUCCUCGCACCACUUGCAUCGAAUGCGUCAGAACUUGUCGCAACUUACAAGUACGGAUCCAAGAAGACGGUCAGUAGCAUGACGAUCUCUUUGGCGACACUGCUCGGAGCGGCAUGUACUACACCUUACAAUUUCCUAUUUCUACCUAGAGAAGCGAGUCAUUAUGAUAGAGAUAGAUAAUGAAUUUGAUGCUGGGGAUGGAAUGACAUGGUCAUGAAAAAGUAUGGCUCUCUUACCUUAAUAUGUUUAUGAUCUCUCCAUGAAAAAGAUACCACAGGUAUGAACAAUACGUUUUGCCUUGCGAUUUUCUAUGCGCUCAUCUGGGGUCAGAGUUUGGUCUGGACUUUCACCGCCGAGGUUGCCGUGAUCAUCCUGGUGCAGUUGAUUGUUGGUGUCAUAGCGCUGAAGUCGAUUCAACGCAUGUACGAAGCUACCGUUAUCGUUUCGCUGUUCCCGCUCAGUCUCGUCUUCGUGUGGGUCGCCAAUAACAUCUUCAACAUCCCGUAAUUCUUUCACAGGUUAGACAGAGCAUGAGAAACAAUCUGUGACUGUUGAACGAUGUGGAGGUAAAAGAAGAGGCCUGCCUAGGUUCUAUGAGGAGGAGAACGGGAACGGAAAAAAACGUGUCUUUCCGGUUUGCUUAAGGGGGAGAAGCAGAUCAGACGAGAGCGGGAGAGCAAAUUAUGGAGUAUCGGUCCCCGCAGGCGCUUAAACUAAAGAGUACUACCUUUUUUCGCGGAUAGGGGGUAGCAACCACUCAGCUAAGGAGGGUAGGUCACUGACUACAGGGAAGCGAACAGUGAAUGUUGGUGCUAAGUCUUGUCGAAUUAGCACAAAUAACAUUUAGGGAAGCGAACAGUGAAUGUUGGUGCUAAAUCUUGUCGAAUUAGCACAAAUAACAUUUUGUAGAAGGCUGUACUCUUUUUCCAUGGAGAGAAACAUAGAAGUGGUCCGUCUUCUUGCUAGAAGGUGUUUUUUUCACAAACCAGCAAUGGGCUAAUGAUUGUGCUUCAUCUACCCAGGACUGAAGCUUGUUUUUUUGAUUUAUUUUUCUUCGCGGACUUUCUUGACAUAGAUAUGAGUUUGUACACUACGUUUUUUGGUUGAGAAUAAAGACUGAUCGUCAAAAAUAGUAUGGUGUUGGUUACGGAUUAUGAUUUUCUUUAUGUUUAUGGAUUAUGUCUGUGCCGAAUUGCGUCUGGAUUUGACGAGGCUUCGCGCUGAUCCGGCCAUUCGGAUCUGGGUGACCGCAGAAAAAAAUCCUUUACGCAGUAUAAUACGAUGAAAUUAAAUCUGCACUGCUUGAUAUUUUGUGUUGUGAUUGACUUUUCUCCGAUUGACAACCAUGGUAUAAGUAUGUAUGUAUCUUCUCCGCCAGAGUUUGCAUAUUUUGUUAUCAUUUUGCGCGUACUGGUCAAAAAAUGUAUGUAAGUAGUUUAGCUUUUUAAAGUGACGAAAGACACCAGAAAGAAAAAGAAUUGUGAACAAGAUAAACCGCUGGAGCGCAAAUAGUACUAUUGGUCAACCAUUUGUUACACCAG